This is a messenger RNA of Wallemia mellicola CBS 633.66, 378 nucleotides long. RefSeq names its product nuclear transport factor 2. Bases 1 to 378 code for a protein of 125 amino acids. The transcript has 6 exons. Gene Ontology annotation, cellular component: nuclear pore central transport channel. Lineage: Eukaryota; Fungi; Basidiomycota; Wallemiomycetes; Wallemiales; Wallemiaceae. The record is from RefSeq and is a predicted model, not a curated record. Gene Ontology annotation, biological process: protein import into nucleus.
AUGAAUUUACAGACUUUUAUAACCCAAAUACAAUCGCAAGCCAAUUCACACAAUACAUUUGAUUCAAACAGAUCACAACUCCGUGGAUUAUACCGUGAUGGAAGUAUGCUCACCUGGGAAUCCAACCAAAUCUUGGGUGUCAAUGCCAUUCUCGAAAAGUUAGAAGGCCUCCCAUUCCAAAAGGUCGUUCAUAAGACAGACACAAUAGACGCACAACCUAGCUCCGCAUCCGUCGCAUCCUUGAUGGUUCUCGUUACCGGUCAAUUGAUCGUCGACGAUAGUCCAAACCCUAUCGCAUUCUCACAAGUUUUCCAACUCAUGCCUGAAGGUGGCUCAUAUUACGUACAAAACGAUGUUUUCCGUCUCGUUUACGGUUAA